This is a messenger RNA of Tuber melanosporum (Perigord truffle), 3298 nucleotides long. RefSeq lists its product as uncharacterized. NCBI's taxonomy places the organism in Eukaryota, Fungi, Ascomycota, Pezizomycetes, Pezizales, Tuberaceae. The record is from RefSeq and is a predicted model, not a curated record. The coding region runs from base 1 to 2385 and encodes 794 amino acids. The transcript is spliced from 7 exons. Gene Ontology annotation, biological process: signal transduction. Gene Ontology annotation, molecular function: 3',5'-cyclic-nucleotide phosphodiesterase activity.
AUGCAUCAGGUGGAUUACAACGUCGUAUAUGUGGACCGUCGGGCUCGGCGAGAUAGAGUACAGCACCGGGAUGAUUUGUUGCCAUCGCCUAUUUCGUCCGGACCCGAAUCAUCGGAUGGGAACGACGAAGCACAGAACGAAAACGAGGAGGUCAUUCAUAACCUACAAUGUUUGCUUUCGGCCUUUAAUUCUGUGACAAUUUGUACAACUGGGACUUCCUGCGUAUCGGUGCUUUCGGAUGUCGACAGAAACGACCCGACGCCUACACUUGUUUUAUUAGAUAUUCCAUGGCAACCUCAACCGGAGGAGGAUAUCGUCGGUCAUGAAGGGAGGCAUGAUUCCGGGAUCGCUGCUGACAUGCUAUACGGGCUUCCCCUGCUGAAGUUUAUCUGCAAUGAGGUUGACGCCUUACGUAUGUCGAGUUUGGUUGUCCCGGUUACCUUCUUGACCAAUCGAGAGCCUGCAGCCGCCAAUGGGACUCUUCCAAACCAAAUUUGCUGGUCAACUACCGAGACGGAACGAUGUUGCGAGGAGCGGGAGCUCAAGUGUAUUGAUAAUGGUGCCGUUGACGUACUGGUUAGUCCGAUUCCGAGGGAGAGGGCAAAGGUAAUGUAUAUGCAUUGCUAUCGUGCUAGGAAGAAUGUGCAAAAGUCACGUAGGGUCUCAUGGGUUGGAAUUGAUGAGCAAAAGCCCGUACGGGAAGCGAGCGACUAUGCUUAUUUGAGGGAAAAGAUGUAUGCUUACUUUUAUCGUUGUGGUCCCCAUAUGCGUAUUUCUUCUGGCAAUAUUGAAAAGAUCCAGCUUGCCAUUGGCAGUUGGAACUUUUCCGCCCAUGAUUUCAGUGACGAAGAGCUUGUGCAUUGUGCUAAGCUAAUGCUGGAGCACGCUUUGGAAAUGCCGGAGGUCGAGGCUUAUCGGAUCUCGUCAGAUCGCAUCGUGGACUUCUUGACCGCGUGUCGGGCCGCAUAUAACCCAAAGAUACCUUACCACAAUUUUAGGCACGUGGUGGAUGUUUUACAGGCCGUCUUCUAUUUCCUAUUACAAUUGAGGGCCUUACCACCAUACAGUCCGGGCGAGCCUGUGGGGCUUGGGCCACCGCCUGCUAGGAGCCUGAGCCACCUGCUCACGCCUCUAGACGCGCUUACUCUCCUGGUGGUCGCUGUUGGCCACGAUGUUGGUCAUCCUGGGGUGAACAAUGCCUUCCUGAUCACCCUGAAGGCGCCGCUCGCCCAGGUAUAUAAUGAUCGUUCUGUUUUGGAAUCUUUCCAUUGCGCUGCUUUCUCUCAGGUAUUGCGGAGGUACUGGCCAAAGACAGUAGAGCUUAGGAAAUCGAUAAUAGAUAUGAUAUUAGCAACGGAUAUGGGGUUGCAUUUUGAUUACAUGGGGCGGUUGGACGAGAUGAAGGAGAAAGUUCUGAAGGAUGGUGGAAUGGACUCGUUGAAAGACCAGGCUAUCUCGGAUUAUAGGACCCUCGUCUGCGCUCUGCUAAUCAAGUGUGCUGAUAUUAGCAAUGUGGCACGAACACAUGAGUGCUCUUCCCAGUGGGCUAAAAUUCUGAUUGAAGAGUUUGCCCGCCAGGCGACCAUGGAAAGUGAUCUUGGAAUAUCAUCAUCACCGGUCGCUCCGCCUGUCACUGGGUCUGUUCUUGCCCUUGCAAAGUCACAGGUGGGAUUUAUGACUUUGUUUGCUUUGCCUUUAUUUAUUUCCUUGAGCGAAGUUCUGCCAGAGAUGCAGUUCAGUGUGGAUGUCUUGAUAGCAAACAAGGCGAUGUGGCAAACAGAGAUCGAAACCAUCACCUCAGCAUCGGAUGGAAUCGUGGAUAAGAUGUUUGGCAACAGCAAUGGACCGGCGCCGGGAUCGCUAUCGACAAGCGCCGGCAGUAAGCAGGGUGGUGAAGAUUUGGGGGACGGUCGGUUGGGCGGCAGCCACGGAACGCAUGUUCUAGGGCCAGUGGUAAUGGAGUCGUCUACCACUUUCCAAUCAUCAGGUAAUCUUGGUGGAGGUGGAAGUGAGGCGCGCUUGAAUGUUCUGGCUCUUGAACCAGGCGUUCAAGCGUCGGCUGAACAGCCUACGGUCACGGUUGUGGUGACGCAACCGAAAACGCUCUCGCCUGACCCGCACGCGCUCCUCGACGAGAAGAGGCCCACCCAUCAGUAUUCAUCCGAACAUCUUGGAACCCAGGAACCCCCCGAACAGGACAUCCCCGAUCGCCCCAGGUCGAGCCCACCGGAUCUGGGCGACCACUCGAGUGAGCACUCGUGCUCGAAGGCCUGCUGCGGACCGACGGCUGUUGUGUCGACAAGCACGAUACAGCGCCGUCCGUCCAGCUUUUUCAAGAGAGUCAAAUUAUGGAAGAGUUGGCGGAAGGAAACAAGUGAAGCAUGACUACAUGGCAGUGACAAUAAUAACCACGGCGAUGGCAAAAACAAUAACAGUAGCAAUGGUAAUGGCAACAAGGAGGGCACGGGGGGGAUAUUCUUUGAUUCAAAAGCAAUAUCUGUGCAAGAAAUCUCGUCCCCUCUGACCCCAACGCAUCCACUCGCUCCACCGCCCUUCGAACACCCGCUUCCACCACCGCCUCCACCUCCAACACUUCUACCGACUCACGUGGUGCAAAUGCUCGGCAUCCGAAAAAGAAAAAGUUUUCAUUGUUUCUAGUUCCUCUUUUUUGCCCUUGUUUUUAUUUCCCGCUAACAAAACCCUUUGCUUAGACCUUUUUUCCUCUCUUUUUCUUCUCUUCUCUUUAAAAGGAGGGUUUUUCCGGUUUUUUUCCUUUCUGUUAUGGGUCUGGUGUAGGUCUUUGUUCUUUAGGCGUUCUUUCCUUCUUCCUUUUUAUAUCCUUCACUGCCCCUUUUUGUGCUAUUCCCAACCGCUCACCCACAGCGGGAAACGAAAACUUGCCACUGGAUUUGGGCAUUUUGUUCUUCCUUCUAUUCUAUUCCUUUUCCGUUUCGUAUCGAUGGGCUGGGAUUAGAAUGGGUUGGCUUUGCUCGGGGACUGGUGGGGACAGGGCGAACCGGGGGACGAAAGAGGGCUGGACUACUACUACUUGUUUAGGCUGGGUUGAAUAUACUAUUCUAUGAUUUUUUGCUGACAGACACAAUCAAUCUGAUAUUUUCAACCUAUUCUUGUACUGUACACUCUUUUCUCUUUCUCUUUUCUUCCAAGCUCAACGGAGGGAUGGGCGGGUGGGUGGAAGGUGUUUAGCAUGUGACCAUGAUCGGUUGAUUGGAUGUCUUUUCUCCCCUCAUGUUGUGUAUUUGUAGGACAGGGUAGGGCUAUUUCUGUGGUUUUGUGA